Messenger RNA from Toxoplasma gondii ME49, 8255 nucleotides. RefSeq lists its product as hypothetical. The coding region runs from base 1743 to 4643 and encodes 966 amino acids. Lineage: Eukaryota; Apicomplexa; Conoidasida; Eucoccidiorida; Sarcocystidae. The record is from RefSeq and is a predicted model, not a curated record. The transcript has 8 exons.
CAUGAAACGGGGUCUGAACAGGCAGAAACGGCGAGGCGAGGGCGUCCUGGGUUGCAGGCGUCCCUGUUUGUCGUCACCUUGCAGCUUUACCGGUGCAUACUUCGUGAACGUCACCCACGAAAAACAUAUUUUUCUGCAAGGUCACAGGCUGUGAGGAGGCGCAGAACCAUACGUAUUUGUAGAAGAUGCUGAGGGAUGAAAAGGGACAUUCGAGUUGCAGAUCGCUUUGGACAACUUCGUUGAGUCAGCUCGGGAAUCCUGUGUUUCGUGGAAGUGGCAUUGACAUGGAAGUGAACGGGAAGAUGCAUCAUUUAGAAGUGAAUGGGGGAAGUGUGCGCGGAGACACGCACAAUGCAGAUACUAUGACGAGCAUGAUUCGUCCGCUAAAAGGGCCAAAGAGAGUGUCCUCCAUACGACGCAGCGUCAGGUGUAUAUUUUCAGCGGGCAACCCCGAUGGCUCAAAGCCAUGAGUUUGGUGGUCACCCAACUUUGGAAACGAAAACCGUCGGCAUGCUCCUCGUCGGUCCCGUAUGAAUACGCCGUUACGGCACCGCUGACGGGCGACGCACGUCUGCUUCUACGUUUCACACACAUUUUUCUACGCAGUUCCGUGCACACGUGUCACACACUUACCUUCGCAUCCCUCGCUGCGCACCCCCCUCCGUACAAAUACUGAACAAGUGAAUAGACGCUUGGCAAUAAGGGUGUGAACACCGGACCGACGAGGAGCAUGCCGACGGUUUUCGUUUCCAAAGUUGGAUGACCACCAAACUCAUGGCUUUGAGCCAUCGGGGUUGCCCGCUGAAAAUAUACACCUGACGCUGCGUCGUAUGGAGGACACUCUCUUUGGCCCUUUUAGCGGACGAAUCAUGCUCGUCAUAGUAUCUGCAUUGUGCGUGUCUCCUAGUCAAAGCGGAUGUGUUUCCGCUUUUCGUGCCCGUGUGCCACGAGUCCCGGUUUUGCUUGGUAGGCGAACGAGCGCCGGCUUCCUGCGACUGGAACAGAACCAGAGGCAUUUGCCCUUUUUCCCAACUUGACGACACAGGCACCGAAUAUGCGUCCUCGAGUUUUUUCGGGGAACUGUUCUCAGCAAGGCCAGUUCCGUGUGAGUCGUUGGUGUGUGUGUAUGUGUGUGUGUGUGUGUCUGGAUGACUUAAACUCCCCCCGACGCUCCUCGCGGUAAGCGUGGCUGUGGCAUCGAUCAGCGUAGCGCGUUUCGCAGCCCCCGAAAUUUCGGCAAUCCCGAGGCUACUUGAAUGGUGAAUAUGGGCGAGUCUCGCGGAUGGUGCCGGAUUGUUUGACAGAUCCAGUUUGCGUUUGCCCUUUCUUCGAGGUGAAGACGGUUUUGUUUCUCGAGUCACGGCCGAGUCGUGGAGGAAAAAGCCUUGUAGCUGCGGGUCAAACCUGUACGCGGCCGCUGUCCGCGCGUAACGCGAAACCUGAGAGGGCGGCUGCACACGGUCACCGAUAAGGGUUUCCCCCCCCCCCCAAUCUUUUGGUUGUGCACGACCCAUUGCGUCAAAUAUCGAGUUUUUCACAUUCUGUUUCGUUGUAUUUCUUGUGGACCGACUCAAAGGCACUCGAAUACGUCGCGAGGGUCGCGCCUCAACGCGCCGCGCUGCCGUGGCAGAGACGUGCCAGACUCUUGCGCGCGGGGGCUGUCGCCGUUGCUUGUGCAAGCAUUCUGUGCGUCGCGUUUUUUCGAAGCAAGCCCGUGUUUUCUGGCGCUCACUUCUUGUCGCAUGCGUUUUCCUCCAGCAAGCUGUCAUUCUGCAUCCCGAAAAGAAGAGAAGCCCUCGCGAGACGCCGAGAUGCAGCCCCGGCUGAUCCGGACCGUCCUGGCGACCCCGGGAUCGGCGCCAAAUAGCGCGCCACUGCGUCCGCGAAUCCGCAGACCCUCGUUUUCUUUUUUCCCUCGUUUCUCCAACUCGUUCGCCUCCGCCCGCUGUCUCCUCUUCUUUUCGCUCCUUCUCUUUGUCGCUCUGCCCCCCGCUUUCGCUGCUGUGCGCAGCAACACAGGCACCUCGCGUGAAGCUGGCGAAGUCGACAACGCGCAGCCGGCGGCUGACCCCGAAGUCUCUCGAGCACCGCCCGCCUUGGCGCAGCCGAAAGUUUCCUUCAGAGGCUGGAAGCACGGUUUGUCGAACCGCAUCACCCCCAUUGUGCAGGUCGAGGAUGUUUUGGUUUCCUCGGGCGGCAUCAGGCGCCAUGGAGAUGCCGUGUAUGGCGAGGACGCUCGCCUGCGUCUAGGCGAGCCGUACCCCGGCACAGCCGCGCUCGUGAAUCUGCUUUCCAGGGGACCGUUCCCCGCCGGGAAGACGCCGCGGAGCAGCAUGACGCGACCGAUGGUGACUGCCCCCCUCUUCGUCACCCUGCCCUUCCUCCUGUCUGCCUUCGUGCCGGCUUGCCGCCCCGGCGAGUGCAGGCGAAACCACGCGCAGCGUCGCCGCGUCGAGGGCGAAGGCGCCGAGGCCGCAGAGGCAGAGGACAAAACGGAGGACCAGGCUCGGGAGGCCGAAGUCGCGCGAACGCGGGAAGUCGAACUCGAACUCGUCCAACUCAUCGUCAAAAAAGACCUCAACGACGCAGUCAACAAGACCACUCGAGAAGCCAGUUCCACGUGGCAAGCCGGUGCUUGGUGGUCAGACCUCCCACCCAGUGUCGACCCGUCCAAAACGACGCCUCAGCAGGCUGCCACUCACGUCGUUCAACUCUUGCAAGGUGCUGCCCACGCUCUGGGACCCUCGAACUCUUUUGUCUACUUUUUCUCUACCAGCACACCUCGGGGUCUCUUGGAUGCCUGCGCAUCCACGUUUCUCGACCGUAAUAUCGGCGUGUUCUUGCAUGUGCCAUCGCUGUCCGCGGAAGACACGGUGUCUCUUCCCCACGAAGCCUUCGUCUUCCCUCUGGCGACCCUGGGACGAUCGAGGCCCACGCCUAUUCCAGCUGUCGUGUUGACCUACGACGUGACCGCUCGCCAGACCGUGACGGUCGACCGGCCGACGCCUUCUUUGGGAGAUGUGUCGCCUGAGCUCUUGGGGAAACUCGCGACGCAGUUGCAGCCGCGGCUUUUGCGAGUUCUGAAGUUCUUUGGGCAGGAACCACGCGCACAUGGCCCUCUGCCGGUCAUCUUUGUCAGGUUCAGAAAUGUAGAAAUUCAGCAGAUCGUCGAUCCGUGGCACGGCCACCCGUCGAGGUAUCUGCAGCUGCAGAGAGAGGGGAAAGCUCCCGCUUCCAACAACUUCGCCCGACUCACGCCCGUCCCUCCUGAAGAAGCUUCUGGAAAGGGCCAUGCGUUCGACCCCGAGAAACACCUGCAACACGCAGUGCCCAUCAUGACCUACCGAACGACGGUCUCUGCUGCCGCCCAAGCGCAUGUGAUGAAUCUUAUCAGCAGCGCUGACUUUGCAGAACUUGCGAUCUUGACAGUAAAAGACUUGCGUGGUCGCGGGCCACUGUUCCAGCCGGCGACGCACGAGUACGUGUCGGCUCUGAAGAGCGACUGGAAGGUUUAUGUGACUCUGGCGAAGACUCCGAACCUGAUUGAGGACAAGCAGCUCGCCGAGACCCACGAGUUGAUCUUGCGGGCGAACGAGGACUUUUCCGCCGAGCGCAUGCACUGCAUCAAGAAGUACGUCCUGACGAUGAGUCAGGAGGACCCCUUGUUCGACUUCACCAAGACGUUCUGCUACAACUUCCCCGAGGUUCGGUACCCGUCGAGCGCCGGUGGCAGCGAGUUCGUCGCGAAUGCGGUGACGGCAGGUCUCGCGCUCCGGGAGCUGUUUAACUUCACAGUCUGGCCCAGUCGGUCGAGACAGGAGAACGAGGACGAGGCGCAGGCCUCCGGUUUGUCCGCCGCCUCGCAGCACGUUCGAGGGGUGCGGCUGCCCUCGCCGCACCCUCCCAUGCGCAAAGAAGACAGGCCCGCGAGUCGCGCUGAGGAGGCCCGACGUGCCGUCCUCGAGAGGCCUUUGAGUGGCUCGCUGCUGCAAGCUUCCCAACUCGAAGGCCAGACCUCAGGGGAUGCAGAUGAGAACGCUGAGAGCCGUCUAGCUAAGAACCAGGAGGUCGUGGAAGAAGGAGCAAGAAGUGUCGACAGUGAAAAGGAAGGUCAGGGUCUAGAAGCCGGUAGCCACGGACAGAGCGAGCACGCAGAGGUCGGUGGGCGUGAGGAAACGCAUAGCGAAGAAGGGAAGGGAGCUGCGAAAGCAGUGAGGGAGGAAGAGAAUCUGAACAAGCACCAACAUGCAGGCACUGUGGCGACUUUCCACGGCACCAUUCCCGAGGCGUUCGCACAAAAAAUGCAGGAAAACUUCGGUCCCCGAUGGAUCUCACUGCUCCAACUCCUAGGAAGUGUCAGCCUCACUAACGACUACCUCAGGGUCCUCUCCUGGCUAGCGUCUGAAGCUGAUUCCGACGCGAUGACACUUCCUGCGAGACGAUUACUUGUCCGCCGUGAUGCGGAGGUCUCUCUCUCGCUGUCGGCGGCCCUACGGCAUCACGUUGCUGUCUUCUACGAAAACCAAGUCGAAGGAAACUUGUCUCACCCAGUUGUGCACAAGCAUGAACGACAGUACAAGGUGGCUGAGGAGGGCCUAAGGCGCUUUCUUAGGGAUCUUGUUUCCUAUUCUUCAAAGAAGUGACUGUGCAGCAUCAGUGGUCGUGGAAAAGCACACGAAACCGCACUUUUUGAAAGGCACCCGUACUGAUGCCUAACUGUGCAAACCAGCCAAGAAUCUUCUCCAGUUCGUGCGAGCGAGAAACUCGCCAUUACAUUAAGGGGCGACUUCUCACAUGUUUGAAUCCAGAAGUGUUUCAUGCCAGGACCGACGGACGAAUACAUUCCGUAGCUGGGCGUCGCUUAGCCCUUUUGGGAUGCUGCAGGCGAUCUGUGUCCAUGCCAAAAAGCUUGCGCUCUCUUCGAUGUGCACCGCCUACACUCGACGAAGUCUAUUAGGUAGCAGCGUGUCCAGAGUGCAUUCACGUAGCGGUAAUGACGAAGAUUUAGCGAAACUUCCAACUACCGCAGAAAGGUUCUGUACAAAUGCUCGCAUCGAAAUCGUCUGGGCAUAGCGAUAACCUGCGUCCAGGACACAUUGCAAUAUGACGAUCGGUCAUACUCGAGUUCUGCACGAGCAUGUGUCUCUUCCAGCCUCUAUUAUGGGGGCCCUGUGCGCUGACGCAUCCAUCACAGACUGCAGACAGUUAGCGGACUUGGUGACAGGCAAACGCAGCGUCUUUCCAUGGUGCAAUAAAUGCUAACUCCUCAGUCAUCUGGGAAACCGAGAUGUCGCCGUACUCUUCUAUGACCGACGUCACAAUGAAUCGCGAAGUAGUGCGUCUAUAUGAGAUGAAGCAUUUUCAGUACAUGAAUUGAAAGGGUUCGUUCAUGGAGUGCGCUUCCAACGAGUUAUAGCGUGAAUGCGGACUUCGUGGAGUGUCUGCUAUCUUUGUAACCAAGUGUUGUUUCUACUGAGCUUGUUUGAGUUCUGUACCCGAAUACCGUUAGCCCAACAACGGUAAUAAUGACUGCAUCGACCAUCAGACGUUACUUCUGUGUCAUGUACACUUGCUGUGGCUCACUGCAACCAUCUCAUACCAAAACUAGGCAGCCCCCGUCAGUCUUCGACGAAGCACUGUGGGCAAACACUUCUCAAACAGGCUACCCGUCCUUCAGAAGUUCUCUAUCGACUUGCCAUGGGGUAGAGCUGCAUAGCAUGCCGGCGCGAAACGGAGUCGUCCGGGCAGCAGCAGUGGUGCGAGCUCGUGCCUGGCUGUCAAAACAUUGUUGUUUCGGCGCAACCGGCCUCAUGUUCUCUCUUUAAAGAAUAAGAGUUUCCUCGGAGCAUCUCCGUCGUGACUGCACAUGUCACAGAACCCCUAACGCCUGUGUUAUAGUUUAUAGAUACGCGAAACCGUAUUGUGACAGGAAACGAGGCGUCGUACUUUUUGCUGAUUUGAGACUGACUUCCACCACGAAGUCGUCCGAGCUUCCUGGUGAUUCACCUUUGCACACAGAAGUGUUGAGCUCACGAUAAGCACACUCCUAAAAAUUAAGCAUAUUGCCAGUCUAGGCCCCGAUAUCGACUUUCAUGAAUCUGACAAGGGACUCAUUCGUCACAAAUCAUUCAGUUAAUAGCAAUAGACACUGCCACUCUAUCCCUCUCUGCUGGUACUGUUGGCCUCACAUGCAGUCCCCCACAUUCGGCGCCUCUACAUGAAGUGCCCUGAAGAGGUAAUUCAUUGCUCCUCAAUCUGGAAGGGAACGAAAAAAACAAACGGAAAUUGCGCAGCGCACUGAUGGCAGCAGGGGAGAACACCGCGGGCACGAUCCUGGGUGAAAGAAGAGCUCAGCAGUCGCCAACGUCUGAAACCUCUGAGAACGUUCACGCUCGCAUUAUGCCAAAAGCUGGCUCAGAUGAAAUACACAGGUGCAAGCAGUUGAAAAAGGAUACUAUGGAGAUUCCGACUUCCGCGACCGUAAGUGUCUUAUCAUCUUGCGCCACUCCUUGCUUUCCAGCUUCCUCAGGGCGUUGUAUAGCAAUCUAUAUUCCUCUUCAGUCUCCUCGUGAUCCAGUCUAUACUUGUGACGGUAAUAAACGGACGUCAAGUACUCUACUGUGGCGAGGGUGCCCAGAAAUGCGGUCAAAGGGGUUGGUGAUGAGACAAGAAUAGACAACAGCGCCAUCCCCAUCAGUGUUCCUCCGCGUAGUCGAGGUGGCGGCCUGUAUGAAGGCACAGAGGGAACCAUCCCAUUCGAGAAACGCAAACGCAGUUCUUCUUCCAACAAGUCCUUGUCCUCUGUCAGCUUCUGAUCUACUGGAGAAUCACCCGCCGACACAUAUCGUAGCGGGUAUUCGCUGAUCCCAACGAGUACGAUUAGCAACACAGCAAUGGAAAGUUUCAUUGUUACUAUUUCGAAGCGGUUUUGUGCGCAGAUGCGAAACAUUGAUAGUCACACAGGUCUUCUGAUUCCCCACUACGCAGCUGCAACAUACUCACCGCCUCUCAAAACAUCAUGAAAAACAAGUAAUAGGACGCGAAAAAAAAAAACAAGAACACCUGAUGCACGAGUGUUACGCCGCAGAAGGCAGGAACAUCCGUGUAAAACUCGUCGUGUCGGAGCAUAGCCUCCAGAGACGCCCACUUCAUAUCGCUAAACGCGGCAUUUGGUUCCCCAAAUGAUAAUUAUCAUACGUUACGGCAUGACUCCUGUGAAUGAGGCACCGCCUUCCUCACGUAACUCUUCUCGUUGGCGAAAGGUGCCGCACAACAAAGUGUGGCUGCGCAACCUCACUGGAAUGCAGAGCGAGACGUUGCGACGCGACGAACCGCUCCACCAAUGCGUGACAGGAUGCUAGUCUUUAACGGUUUUUCUUCAGCUUGCAGCAAAAUUACUAUUCUGUUUUUUUGACGGCCCGGCACUGCCCUACGCGAAAUGUGAUUUGUCGCGGCAGUUGCGGGGUCUCCCCGGUUGCCCGGAUACCAGAGUAGGCCGAGAGGCAGUGGCCAGCAACGUUGUAGACUACCAAGCAUCGAUCGCGACUUCUCUCACAAAUCUGUUAGUCCUGAAGCCCUUACAGGAAGGCUCACGACGCCGAGAACGCUGUCUAAUGUCAAGGGGAAGAGGACUAGCAUACCUCGGGGCAACCGAGGAGCCUUCAUUCGACAGCGUCUCGCUCCUCUUGGUACAAAUCAGCAAUUUGUCUUUUGAAAGAGAUACCGCCCUUUUGUCUCUUGAAUGCCCAUCGGUAGAAUCCCCCUGACGAACAGAUUCUAGUGAAUAGCGUCUUCUGUUCGACCACCACCUUCAGUCAAACGGUAUCGCGAAGAAGUGGUGACGAGGUCGGAACAGAUGAUGUGCCCAAAAUCCAGAUUCGGGUUGCAUAUAGGUUGUGCUCGUGGUUCUUUCCUGAAUCGUGUGCUCGGAACAUGGCCGCUUUCACUGAGUGGGGACACCUUUACAUCCUUCCACACGUCCCUUUAUUCUAUUAAAUUGGCUAUAAGAUGAUAGCCAACCUAAAGCAUCACAUUCACCCAGAUUUACAUAAACUACCUUUUUCUGGGGAGUAUAAACUACGAGUCUGACUACUUGUUCAGAUCUUGCUGACCUCUGCUCACGGCAGGGGGAUGAACAUUCAGUGGUUGAACUGGAAACAGCUUCACGUGCACAGAUGCUCGUGGCCUGGCGGACGUCGUACCACCCUGGGGCGAACUGCAACGUACCAUAUCUAAAUACGAGGACUGGAGGCGAC